GUCAACUCCGCAACAGAAAACACUGUGCUGUACGACAACGCAUGUCAACAGAGCUAGAGAAGGCAGCCCUGGAGAAAGUUCCAAGUUCCCUUCUAGCUUACUUUACGUCACUAAUCGGAAAAAUCAUCCGGAGCCGUACUCUGAAAAUAAUUGGAGUCUAGACCUUCCUGUCCCCUGGAUAGCUACCCCGCCAAUCAAUCUUCACCAUUCAUCUUCACGAUACCUGGUAUAAUCCGAUAUCAACCCUCCGACGCAGCCAUGUCUGACAACGAUGAUUCCUACAACGAAGAUCUCUUCGCUUCACCAUCGAAGAAAUCUACCACACCAAAAGAACAGCCGCCGCGAUCUACAACCCCGUUGGCCCCUCCUCCCAACGCCCGCUACCAUGACACCGAAGAAAACCGCGACGCCAAUCUACGGCGAGAGCUUGAAGGUGUGCGGAACAUCAACGAACUACUCGAAGGCGUAAUCGGGACUCUUGAACGAGCAAAGGGCAAUAUGCAUACCGUCUCCAACACCGUAAACACAGCCUCCACCCUCCUCAACACCUGGACCCGCAUCCUCUCCCAAACCGAGCACAACCAACGCCUAAUCCUGAACCCAACUUGGCGCGGCGCCACCGCCGACCUCGCCGAAAUCGAAGCCGAAGCAGCGCAGAAACAGCGCGAAGCCGAACAACGCGCCGCGGCCGAAGAACGCCGUCGUGCGGAAGCGAGACGCAAGCAUGAAGAGGAAGCGCGUCAGCGAGAAGCCGCGUCUAAUGCGCGGAGCGCAAGUGCCGCGGGACGAGGCACACGGGGACGGGGAGGAAGCGGAUUGGGCCGGAGUCGAAGUGUGCGAGGCCGGGGAACGGCGGCGGCGACGGGCUCGGGAAGAAGUGUGUCGAGCGGGAGUGCGAUAAGCAGGCCUACGUCCGCGGCGGACACGAGCUCGACUAGUACGGCGCGAGGCGCGUCGGGGAUCGGACGGGGGUUUCUGAGGGGACGGUCGAGAGGACCGCGGGGAUAUUAGGGGUGGGAGUGAGGCAAUGUGGUUGCGGUUGGUGGGCCUUAAGAAUAAGAAGGCUUUAUGCUGCCAUUGCUGUAUGUCUAUGCUUACACGAAUGACGAUGAUGAUGGAUAUGCCGGGCUUACCUACUAGGUACAUAGCCUGUCUAUGGAGCCUACGAAUUACGAGUUACGUAGUGCGAAUACUAUACACAUGAUGAUCCUGCCAUGAC
Annulohypoxylon maeteangense is the source of this 1219-nucleotide messenger RNA. RefSeq lists its product as uncharacterized. Gene Ontology annotation, cellular component: DASH complex; mitotic spindle. Gene Ontology annotation, biological process: mitotic cell cycle. The record is from RefSeq and is a predicted model, not a curated record. The coding region runs from base 259 to 1011 and encodes 250 amino acids. The transcript is spliced from 2 exons. Lineage: Eukaryota; Fungi; Ascomycota; Sordariomycetes; Xylariales; Hypoxylaceae.